Molecule: messenger RNA, 1657 nt
Organism: Leptonychotes weddellii (Weddell seal)
Lineage: Eukaryota; Metazoa; Chordata; Mammalia; Carnivora; Phocidae
Gene: BABAM2
Product: BRISC and BRCA1 A complex member 2
Biological process (GO): double-strand break repair
Cellular component (GO): BRISC complex; BRCA1-A complex
Source: RefSeq, a predicted model, not a curated record
ACCUCUCGUUACAGAGCCCUCCCGAUAGUUCCAGACUCCACGCCGCUCGCCACCCACGAGACCGGCGCGGAGGAAAGACCUUUCAGGCACUGCGGGGACGCCUUUCCGAGUGCCCGGCUCGGUGCGUCCGGGGGCGCGCACGCCGCCCGGCUCCCGGGCCGCAGAGGGGGCGGGGCGGGACGUGCAGGGGCGCGCACGCAUCCGGCUCGCGGUGCGCGCGCAGGUCAGUGCGUCAGUCGGGGGCGCGCUCGGGUAACCUGUACCCCCACGUAGUCGCCGGUUACCGAUCGGACUAAGUUCCAGUGGUAAUUUGCAAGUCAAGCUAAAAUGUCCCCAGAAGUGGCCUUGAACCGAAUUUCUCCAAUGCUCUCCCCAUUCAUAUCUAGUGUGGUCCGCAAUGGAAAAGUGGGACUGGACGCUACGAACUGUUUGAGGAUAACUGACUUGAAGUCUGGCUGCACAUCAUUGACUCCUGGACCCAACUGUGACCGAUUUAAACUGCACAUACCAUAUGCUGGAGAGACAUUAAAAUGGGAUAUCAUUUUCAAUGCCCAAUACCCAGAGCUGCCCCCUGAUUUCAUCUUUGGAGAAGAUGCUGAAUUCCUGCCAGAUCCCUCGGCUCUGCAUAACCUUGCCUCCUGGAACCCUUCAAACCCUGAAUGUCUGUUGCUUGUGGUGAAGGAGCUCGUGCAGCAGUACCAUCAGUUCCAGUGCGGCCGCCUCCGGGAGAGCUCCCGCCUCCUGUUUGAGUACCAGACGCUACUGGAAGAGCCGCAGUACGGAGAGAACAUGGAAAUUUACGCUGGGAAGAAGAACAACUGGACUGGUGAAUUUUCAGCUCGUUUCCUUUUGAAGUUGCCAGUGGAUUUCAGCAAUAUUCCCACAUACCUUCUCAAGGAUGUAAAUGAAGACCCUGGAGAAGAUGUGGCCCUCCUUUCUGUCAGUUUUGAGGACACCGAAGCCACUCAGGUGUAUCCCAAGCUGUACUUGUCACCCCGAAUUGAACAUGCCCUUGGAGGCUCCUCAGCUCUGCAUAUCCCAGCCUUUCCCGGAGGAGGAUGUCUCAUUGAUUAUGUGCCGCAAGUGUGCCACCUACUCACCAACAAGGUGCAGUAUGUGAUUCAAGGGUACCACAAAAGAAGGGAGUAUAUUGCUGCUUUCCUCAGUCACUUCGGCACAGGCGUCGUGGAAUAUGAUGCAGAAGGCUUUACAAAACUCACUCUGCUGCUGAUGUGGAGAGAUUUCUGUUUUCUUGUGCACAUGCAAUCAACGUUUCCUCACUUUUAUGAUCUAUGCCAGUCACUGGUUAUAUAUCAGCCAACUACUCUGUGUCCAGCCCAGUGUGACACAUGCGGAGGAUAUAAAAUAUCAAGUACACUGAAUUGUUAGCAGUCCUGCCAUGACUGGACUAUGUGGCUGUGGAAGAUGGAGAAAUCACCGAGCAACAGAGCAGGCAAGGAAGGCUUCCUGGAAGAAGGUGGGACCUGGACUAUGUCACAGAAGCGAGAGCCGAUUGAGAGAUUGAACAAGGAGCCAGGCCUGAGGAAAUGCUUUUCUGAAUUGAAUAUAUAUACUGUAAGAUAUUCCACUGAAGAAUAUACCACAGUGUAUUUAUCCAGUCUCAUGUAGUUGGACGCUUGAGAUGUUUCCAAUUUCU